AUGUUUGUUUCGCUAUUUCUUGUGGCUCUCUGCCUCUGCUUCCUUCUUCUUCAACUUAAACCUUGGAGACCUAAGAAUUUCCCUCCGGGACCCCUCAGUCUGCCUAUAUUUGGAAGCCUUUUGUUUUUGAAUUUAGAGAAUCCUUUGAAGGACUUUGAGAGGCUGAGGGAAUCAUACGGAAAUGUCUACAGUCUGUUCAUUGGUAGAAAACCAGCUAUUAUCAUCAAUGGGUUUAAGGCAAUGAAGGAGGCCAUUGUGAUUAAAUCAACUGAUUUUGCUGGAAGACCCCAAGACCUUUUUAUAAAUGAUGUCACACAGAGAAAAGGUAGAGUAUGGGUGAUUAUGGCUGACUAUGGCCCUAUGUGGAGGGAGCAUCGUCGCUUUGUCCUAAUGACCCUCAGGAACUUUGGCCUGGGAAAGAAGUCAAUGGAAGACAGAAUCCUUGACGAGAUUCAACACACAAUUAAGACACUGGAAAAUAACAAUGGUAAAACUCUGAGUCCUCAGGUCAUGUUUCAUAACGCUGCCUUCAACAUCAUCUGUCAGGUUCUGUUUGGAGUGCGCUAUGGGUACGACGAUGAGACCAUAAAACUCAUUGUUAGAUGUUUUGCUGAAAUGACUAAAAUAGCCAACGGUCCAUGGGCAAUGCUGUAUGACUCUAUCCCUUUAAUUCGUCACCUGCCGCUGCCCUUCAACAAAGCCUUUGAAAACAUGGAGAUUUUCCUAAGUGUUUCGAGACGUUUGAUAAAUGAACACAAAAAAACUAGAGUCCCAGGAGAGCCAAGGGAUUUUGUCGACUGCUACCUGGAUGAACUGGAAAAUAGACACUAUGGUUCUACGUUUUCUGAGGAGCAGCUAACAAGAAUCACUUUUGACCUUUUUGUUGCGGGGACCGACACCACCUCCAACACCCUCCUUACUGGGUUUCUCUACCUCAUGAACUUCCCACACAUACAAGAAAAAUGCCAUAGAGAGAUAGACCUGGUGCUGGCUGGGAAGGAUCGGGUCACUUUCGAAGACAGACUCAGCAUGCCUUACAUGCAGGCUGUGAUCCAUGAAAUUCAAAGGAUUGCCAACACUGUUCCUCUAAGCGCUUUUCACUGUACAACUAAAGACACAGAGCUCAUGGGAUACUCCAUUCCUAAGGGUACAAUGAUUGUUCAGAACCUGAACUCGGUACUAAGAGAGGAAUUAAAGUGGAAGUUUCCUAAUGAAUUUAACCCCGAAAACUUUCUGAAUGAACAAGGAGAAUUUGUUAAACCUGACACCUUCAUGCCUUUCUCUGCAGGACCUCGGAUGUGCCUCGGAGAGGGUCUGGCUCGUAUGGAACUCUUCCUCAUCACAGUUACCCUGCUGAGGAAAUUUACGUUCAUCUGGCCAGAGAAUGCAGGAGAACCCGAUUACACUCCAGUCUUUGGACUCACGCUGACGCCAAAACCUUUUACUAUGAAGGUCAAACUUAGGUCAAUUUACUGA
Molecule: messenger RNA, 1476 nt
Organism: Cyprinodon variegatus (sheepshead minnow)
Lineage: Eukaryota; Metazoa; Chordata; Actinopteri; Cyprinodontiformes; Cyprinodontidae
Product: cytochrome P450 2J6-like
Exons: 11
Coding region: 1-1476 (491 amino acids)
Biological process (GO): xenobiotic metabolic process
Cellular component (GO): cytoplasm; intracellular membrane-bounded organelle
Molecular function (GO): iron ion binding; heme binding; oxidoreductase activity, acting on paired donors, with incorporation or reduction of molecular oxygen, reduced flavin or flavoprotein as one donor, and incorporation of one atom of oxygen
Source: RefSeq, a predicted model, not a curated record